AGUCAGCCUGCCGGAGACAGAGCCUCCACGACUCCCAGCCUCCUCCUCGCCGCCGCCGCUGCUGCCGCCUCCUCCUCCUCUCCUCCUCCUCCUCCUCUUCCUCCUCCCUCGCUCCCACAGCCAUGUCUGCUUAGACCAGAGCAGCCCCACAGCCAACUCCGGCAGCAGCCGCCGCACAGCAGCAAGGACAGCCGACGCCGCCAGUGAGCGAUGACAGGAGUGUUUGACAGAAGGGUCCCCAGCAUCCGAUCCGGCGACUUCCAAGCCCCGUUCCAGACGUCCGCAGCCAUGCACCAUCCGUCUCAGGAAUCGCCAACUUUGCCUGAGUCGUCGGCUACCGAUUCCGACUACUACAGCCCCGCGGGGGGAGCCCCGCACGGCUACUGUUCUCCUACCUCGGCUUCCUACGGCAAAGCGCUCAACCCCUACCAGUACCAGUACCACGGCGUGAACGGCUCCGCCGGCAGCUACCCCGCCAAAGCUUACGCCGACUACAGCUACGCCAGCCCCUACCACCAGUACGGCGGCGCCUAUAACCGCGUCCCCAGCGCCACCAGCCAGCCAGAAAAAGAAGUGGCCGAGCCCGAGGUGAGGAUGGUGAACGGCAAACCAAAGAAAGUUCGUAAACCCAGGACUAUUUAUUCCAGCUUUCAGCUGGCCGCGUUACAGAGAAGGUUUCAGAAGACUCAGUACCUCGCCUUGCCCGAACGCGCCGAGCUGGCCGCCUCACUGGGACUGACGCAAACACAGGUGAAAAUCUGGUUUCAGAACAAAAGAUCCAAGAUCAAGAAGAUCAUGAAAAACGGGGAGAUGCCCCCGGAGCACAGCCCCAGCUCCAGCGACCCCAUGGCGUGUAACUCGCCGCAGUCUCCGGCGGUGUGGGAGCCCCAGGGCUCGUCCCGCUCGCUCAGCCACCACCCUCAUGCCCACCCUCCGACCUCCAACCAGUCCCCCGCGUCCAGCUACCUGGAGAACUCGGCUUCAUGGUACCCGAGCGCGGCCAGCUCAAUCAAUUCCCACCUGCCGCCGCCCGGCUCCUUACAACACCCACUGGCUCUGGCCUCCGGGACACUCUAUUAGACAGGCCGCUUUCUCUUUCUCUCUUUUUUGGGACUACUGUGUUUUUGCUGUUUUAGAAAAUUAU
Molecule: messenger RNA, 1144 nt
Organism: Camelus dromedarius (Arabian camel)
Lineage: Eukaryota; Metazoa; Chordata; Mammalia; Artiodactyla; Camelidae
Gene: DLX5
Product: distal-less homeobox 5
Exons: 3
Coding region: 211-1080 (289 amino acids)
Biological process (GO): embryo development; anatomical structure formation involved in morphogenesis; cell differentiation
Molecular function (GO): RNA polymerase II cis-regulatory region sequence-specific DNA binding; DNA-binding transcription factor activity, RNA polymerase II-specific
Source: RefSeq, a predicted model, not a curated record